Adineta ricciae is the source of this 897-nucleotide messenger RNA. NCBI's taxonomy places the organism in Eukaryota, Metazoa, Rotifera, Eurotatoria, Adinetida, Adinetidae. The record is from the annotation of a GenBank genome assembly.
AUGUCAUCAGUUAAUUCAAAUAUUGAUAAACCAUUGGAACUUAUUCAAAAAACCUACACUUUGCAAGCAACAACAACUAAUUUAAAUUUAAAUCAUGAAAAUUCACCCUCGUCACGUUCUUCACUUGCCAAAAUAUCGACACAUCAACCAUCGAGAAAAUCAUCUGUUCAUGAUAUUCAUGAAACUACUCGAGACGAUCUUAACAAGGUUUUAGCAGAUAUUCAAUCAAAUCUUUCACGUUUAAAGUUCUUAAUGGAAACAACAACAUCUGUUCAAACAAUCAGAGAAGAAUUCUUUAAAUUGAAAGAUCAUUUGUUAAUGAAGAUUUUAGAAUUUAUUUCCAAAUUAUCAAAUGAAUCAACGCGAAGAGGUUCUACAUUAUCGAAAGGAAACACUGGAAGUUUAAUCGCAUAUCAUCCUCAACAUCUUGUUUAUUGUAUCGAACAUUUUCGUAGUGAACUCUUUAAAGCAAAAUAUUUAUUCAAUUCAUUGACAAAUUCAUCUUCGAUCGGUGUAGCAACUUUGAAUAAUAAUGAAAUAAAAACAACAUCAAACGAUGCAUUUGAUGGUCAAUUUCAAGAAUAUUUCAACGAAUCACCCGAUGCAAAUCAAAUCAAAAGAGAUAUUUCGACAUUAGAAGAACAUGCAUAUCUUUUAACGCAGAGAUAUUAUAGUCAAAUGCUUGAUUGGAAUAAUUUAGAUCAUUCGACUAUAACAGAUGAACGAAAUAUAAAUAAAAUUGAUGGAUCAAAUAUGAAUCGUUUUGCAACAAAUCAAUUAAAACAAAAAUUAUCAACGACAUCAUCGAUGGCUUCGUUUGAUGAGACCAAUUUUUGUUCGAGAAUUUAUCAAAAAUGUCGAAAUAUUUGCUGUAUGUGCACACCGAACUAUAUUUAA